AUGUAGGAACGCACGGCCAUUUGCACCUUUGCUCCGGUCUAAAAUAUAUAAUACUUUAUUGCUCCGUCGAGCACCAGCAGCAUCAGCAGUUGCUUUUUACCUUUCUGGGCCUUUGUCUCAUUUUGUUGCUUGUCAUUAAUUCGCGUCUGCCUUUGCGCAUAUCCGUGUGAGCAGAGAUAUAAUUUCAAAUUGCCAUUAUUAUUGGUCGCUUGAGCUUCGAUUAUCAUUCCUGCAUCAUUGCUGCACCCCCAGGCACAGGUCCGCGCCGCGCCAUUCACUUUAUUGGGCAACACACAAACACGCUUUGGUUUUUAUCCACCGAAAGGCCAUAUACGCACACAGACACAAUAGCCGUAUUUUGACGCAUUGCCGCACACACAGUUGAUCAUGAUGUCCCUCAACAGCGCAGAGCUCGAACAAUACAGCACGGGCGCUCCAGACGCUGUCAAAACGCAAUUUUCACCAGCCGCCGCGACAAAUAAACUGCUCCCAACGAUUGCAGAGGAUCAUCUGACUGGGAUUUCGGAAGCAGACGUGUGUAUCUCCAUGCAGACAGCGCAGGGCACUUCUCAAACACUUCAAGCUUCGACACAUGCAGCGAGCACUCCAAACAUUGCCCUUUUGCUCGCCCCAGUAGAAGAGGUCUCUGGCGCUGAUCUCGCUCGCAAUGUUCAUCUGACUUCUGCCAACAGCUUUUCCACCAGCAUGUCUUCUGUCGGCGCGGAGAACCUUAUUAACGAGCAGUCCGCCGCAACAAUACAACUUCCCGUCAACAAUGUCUCUCAACAGAAAUACCAGCACACACAACAACAGCAACAACAACAGCCCAUUUUACAACCUAUUUCGCCCACAAAACCAGCUACAUCCAUGCCAUUCGCAUCAUCCGCACAUAUUCUGUCUAUCGACACGACUGCCGCCCCGUUUUUAUCCGAGAGCCAGUCGCUAGUCCAGAAGAUUGAAGCCGACACCACGGCCGUCGCUGUCGCCGGACACAUGAACGCCCAGGUCCAGGCUCAGGUCCAGGCCCAGUUGCAGCAGCAGGUGCAGGCUCAGCAGCUCAGCAUGGGCAUGUUGGGAAUUACGACUGAGCAGAUGGCCUCGGCAAUGUUCCACACCAUGGGUCAGCUGCCUAGUGUGGCCAUGGCCAACGGCCUACCGAUGGCACCAUCUCAGUCAUCCGCAGUAGCCACUACUGCCGCGAUGAUGCAUUCUACACAGGUACAACAGCACGCGCACGGUGUGGCCGCAUCGUCGCAGCUAAUGCCCGUGUCUAACAGGCACAGCCGCUCGGCGUCUGCCAUCGACAGCAUGGUUUCAAUGUACCCAAAUGGCAGCUCCAGUAGCGGCACACCGAAAAACGGCAUGGUCGCUUUGUCAGCCAGCAAUAAUAUUGCCCAGCCAUCAGCCGCCCAGGUCAAGCAGCAUUUACAGCAACAGCAGCAGGCGGCGACAGAUGCCAGCGAGGUUGCAGGUAUUGGCCAUGGUGGCAUCUUGUCGCCCUACGACACGCCGUCUGCCAACAACAUGGGCGCAUUUGUGCAUAGUGGUCACCGGCGCCAAAUGAGUAGUAGUUUCCCUUCGGCUAUUCAGCAGCAACAGCAACAGCCGAUUAUGUUUAUUGACACGCCAAUGUCCAUGAACACAGGACCACCGACAAUGGUGCCGGGGACGCCGACGCACUUUGGACAGGUUCAGUUCCCGAUGCACCACGCCCCGAGCUCGGCUGGUUUGCACCUGCAGUCUGUGGGAGCUCACGGCCACCAACAUCACUCGCAUUUCGGACACAGCAGACAUCUAUCACUCGACGCCGCAAAUUUCAGGCUGAUGGGCUCGGAUUUUUCCUCACUCCACGCGCUGCCCAUGCACGGGACCAUUCACGAGCAUCCCGCUGAAACGAUGCAGACAAUGCAGUUUGGGGCUGCAAACUCGAUGAUGCUGUCUCAGCAGCUUCAGAUGCACCAUCAAAUGCAGCUGCAGCAGGGUCAAUCUCAGCACAAGACAAACGGCCCGCUGAUGGUUCGCACAAUGCCUGUUACCCCACAACACCAGCCGGUCAACCCGUUUUCGGCCGGAGCUCAGCCCGCUCUUUUUAGUGACCUGACGCUCCAGCAGCAGCAGCAACAUCAACAGCGGCAGCGACCGGUAGUCACACAUCAUGGUUCCUGUUCUGUCGACCUGGGGUCGUUGUCCUCAGCGUUCAACAUUGCGCAGUUCAACCAGACGAUGUCAGGACAGAUGUCGCCGGUAGGCAUCAACCCGGCAGCCAUGUCCCUGAACUCCGGCGAUAUCAGCCCGAUGCCGUUCGCCCAGUCUUCUAGCCAGAUGCUUGCGCUUACUGGGACUAUUGUCGCGCCGCCACUGGCCUCUUCUCGUGUUUCACCCGCCGUGGGCAGCGUUGCUGAUUUCGAUGACGAUGACGGAGAGGAUGAUGAAGAUGACGACGAUGUUAUUCGCUCUGGCGAUGACGCCGAAAUGGAUGGCGUUGAAUUCAAGGAGUUGGACAAAAGCAGCUCAGGCAAGGGCGCCGGCAGACCUGCCAGCGGCGCCAAGCUCAAGAAGCCCACUGCGCCAUACAAGCGUUUCCGCAAUUCAUUCAUAUUCUUUGCCAACGAGAAGCGCAGGCAGUUGAAACAGGAGCAUCCCAAAGAAUCCAAGAUCCAGAACCGCUGUUUUAUCCAGGAUAUGAGCAAGGUGUGGAACAGCAUGAGCAGCGACGAGAAGGCACCCUUUGUAAAGAUGGCCGAGGACGACAAGAUGCGCUACGAGGCUGACGUGAUUAAGUUCGGCCCUCUUGCAUCCAGCACUCCUUCCUCGGCGCCGCUUAUGACAUCGGUCACCAGCAGCAGCUCUGCCGUGUUAGGAGUUUCGGCGUUGGAAGCAACUGCAGAUGCGACUCCUACGACAAAGGGCAAAAGAAAGGCGUCCAGCGGCAGCCUGUCAUCCUUGGAGACCCCCACAAAGUCACCCAAGUUUGCCCCGGUCCCUAUUGCGCCCGCCCCAGUGAUUCUGCCUGCUGUUGUAUCGGUACCGGCUCCUGUUCCCGCCUUGGAAAUAGCAUCAGAACCAGUCUUUGCGCCAGCUUUUGCUCCGGCUCCCCAGCCAGCAGAGUCAAGCACCGCACUCAAAUCAUCUGUUCCUGCUGCUCCGACGCCGCUCAUCAUAGCUGCUUCCAAACCUGCGAUGUCUCCCGAGUUCACUACAGCAGCUUUCGCACCAGUAUCGGCCUUGAUCUCAACCCCAGCUCCGGUCUCGGUCUCGGCCUCGACUGCGCAGCCAUCUCAAUUUGUUUCACCCGCUACGAUGACAGUGCCUGAGCUCAGCAUCCCUCAACAAACACCCGUGAUCCCGGAUGCAACUCACCACAGCAUGGGUGUGCCGCUGGUGACACAUAUAGACACGUGUGACUUUACACAAAAUCUGCUGAACCAGCAGGUGUACUUAGCGUGGAUGCAGCAGGCAUUUGGCCAGGACUUUUCGCCGCAUGCAGACGAGUUUGACUCUUCCUGCUUUAUCGGAAACGAUCCAACAGCAGCCGACGAAGCCGCUUACCUCAACCCGCAGUCGCUAUCAUCGCCCUUAAGAUUCAAUCCGCACCAGCCGAUGCUAGCUCCUGAAGGAGGAGUCCUUAGCAGCGACACCGCCAGCAAGACGCUUUCAGCCUCUGCUUCUGCUGCUGCUGCUUCUACCUCGAUGUCUGCCAACGGGCCGCCAAUCACCACUCUAGUGGGCACGAAGCGCAAGAGCAGCAGUGACGGGCAGCCGAUGACCAACCUGCCAAUGUCGAUCAAGCGCUUCCGCAACUCGUUCAUUUACUUUGUCAAUGAGCGGCGCCGUGAGGUUCAGUACUCGAAGGACGGCACUCCAACGAACGUUGAGGUCAACAACCGCGACUUUUUGAAGGAGAUGUCGACCAAGUGGCGAGCGAUGAGCGAAGACGAGAAGGGGCCGUAUCUAAGGAUGGCAUGUGCGGACAAGGAGCGGUUCACCAAGGAGAUGCGCGAGUAUGAGCUCGAGCACCCUAACGAGUUCAACAAAACUGCCAAACACCGCCGCCGUCGCAGCAGCACCAGCGCGAGCAACGUCAGCACCGCCAUGAGUAUUCCCGUUGAUAUCGCCGCCAAGCCGCAGGAUUACCAGCUUCAACCUCAGCAGCAGCAAAAUCUUGCUUUGGAAACCGCAGCUCCUCUUCAAUAUUCUUUUCCCGCAACCAGCGCCCCCGUCGCUGCCUUUGCCUCGGGCGGACUGAACAUCUCGGUACUAGGCAACGCGUACCUGCCGAUCUCGCAGAGCACUGCAGAGAGUCUGGUGACAGUGAGUUCAUCAUCUGUUGCCGAUAUGCCACAAGGCCAAUUACAGUUCCAGCAGCAGCAGGGGUGGGCGCUGACAUCCACUCCGAUGUCGACAACUCACUCAACGCCCUUGCUCUCGCCCACCAUACUGACGGACAAGGCUGAUCAGCUCCUCUCUCCAAACCACCUUUCCAGCCUUCCCUUAGUCCCCGAAGAUAUUCUCAUUUCCUCCGAGCCAUUUGCAAGUAUAAGCAGCAGUGGUAGUCUGGCAGGAGCCACAGUGCCGAUGUCCAUAGGCGUAUUUGACAGCUCGAACGAAAAAAUCACAACCAUGUCAACUCUGCCCACUCUGUCCGAGGCUGCUGACGAGGACGCCGACAUGAGCUGAUUCGUCGCAGCGCUUGGCGAGAAAAAUUGCAGUUGGGCCAACCCUCUGACUCCUUGGGUUGUAAAUAGGCCUAUAUUAAAAUGCAGAACGGAAAUGGACAGAGACUGCUCUCGGCCUCCGUUCUGCGUCAGGGCUGCGCGUAGCAGCCCGUGUCUUUUAUAUUUCAAAUUAUUUGCAUACAGCCAAUGCGCGCUGGCGCUCAUUUUUUGUAUAUUUUAUCUUGCAAUUUUGUGUUUAAUCGUCUUUAAAUUUAUAUAACAAGCCAUCUAUUUAAAAAAC
Messenger RNA from Kickxella alabastrina, 4956 nucleotides. RefSeq lists its product as uncharacterized. Lineage: Eukaryota; Fungi; Kickxellomycota; Kickxellomycetes; Kickxellales; Kickxellaceae. The transcript has a single exon. The record is from RefSeq and is a predicted model, not a curated record. Bases 388 to 4677 code for a protein of 1429 amino acids.